Messenger RNA from Trematosphaeria pertusa, 2346 nucleotides. RefSeq lists its product as uncharacterized. Bases 224 to 2239 code for a protein of 671 amino acids. The transcript has a single exon. The record is from RefSeq and is a predicted model, not a curated record. Gene Ontology annotation, molecular function: oxidoreductase activity, acting on the CH-CH group of donors. NCBI's taxonomy places the organism in Eukaryota, Fungi, Ascomycota, Dothideomycetes, Pleosporales, Trematosphaeriaceae.
GAACCGAGGCAAAAGCUCGACAUGGGAGCUCCAAGCAUCAGGAGCCGUCGCAUCCUCGGCCAGACGGCCAGACAAACGUACGACCACACGAGAGAUGCUGCGGAUUCCAUUACGAGGCGCGCAACCCGUCGCAUCCUCCUUCUUUUUACCUUGGAUGACGCACUGAGGGUCGCCCGCGUAUCUGCUAGAUAUCCGAACCUAUCCUCCGAACAACUUUGCCGCCAUGGCUAGUCGACCGCUCUCCGCUUCCUCCUCCACCUCCGGCUUCUUCCAGGCUCUUCCAGUCCUUCCACCCCAGUAUUCCUCCCCCGGGAGUCUUCCUGCGCAUCUGCAAUCCCAGUACAAGAACGCUACCGACGCAUCCGACGACAAAGUCCUAGCCCGUAUUCUAGAGCUGUACCUCCCCUCCGAUAAUGCCAAUGUCACGCAGCACGUACACCUCCUAGCCCGCGUCUGCUUGGACCCCUCCGUCCUCGUGCACUCCACUGACGCCGAAACCAACCAUCCCGUCCUCCGGCCGCUGACCACUUUCGGUGAAGAAAACAGGAACGACCCGCUAUGGACGACUACAGGAUGGCAGAAGCUGAAGGAGAUUGGGUACCAGGAAGGGGUCAUUGCGGUUGCUUAUGACAAAUCCCAAACUACGUACAACCGCCGGGUCCAUGAAUUUGCGCUGGGGCAUCUGUGGUCUUGCACUGCGACCAUGACCGGCUGCCCGAUGAGCAUGACCGACGGAGCGGCCACGCUGCUGAGCAGACACCUUGGUGAUGAGGACGGCGACCAGCCCGGUCGGAAGAAGGUAUUCGAAGAGGCCUAUCGUAGACUCAUAAGUCGCGACCCAACAACUGCUUGGACGAGCGGGCAGUGGAUGACGGAGCGAACGGGUGGCAGCGACGUAUCCGGCACCGAAACAGUCGCUAUACGCCUCACUUCCGAAGAGCUCGCGGAAGAGGCAAAUGCCGGGAGGGAUGUCGACGCCGUUGGAAUGCCCCUCGGCCCUUGGAAGAUCGACGGCUUCAAGUGGUUUAGCAGCGCUACCGACUCCGAAAUGACUGUCCUCCUUGCCUGCACUGCAAAAGGCGGUCUCUCUGCGUUCUAUGCGCCCAUGCGCCGACGUGUUGGAAGAAGCACGCCAUCUGCUGGUAUCAUCAACGAAGAAGAUCCGCCACGCACGGAGCUCAACGGCAUCCGCAUCCAGCGUCUCAAGAACAAACUGGGCACCAAGUCCCUUCCGACUGCCGAGCUGGAGAUGAAGGGCACCCGCGGCUGGCUCAUUGGCACCGAGGGCCAGGGUGUCAAAGAAAUCUCAGCUAUCCUCAACAUCACGCGUCUGCACACCGCCGCCGGGUCCGCAGCGAACUGGUCGCGCGGCCUAGCCGUUUGCCGCGCCUACACAAAGGUACGGAAGGUGCGCGGCGGCCUGCUCCAAGAUAACCCAGCGCACCUCCGGUGGAUGGCUGAUGAGACGGUCAAGUAUUGCGCCGGCACCCAAUUCGCGUUUUUCAACGUAGCGUUACAGGGAGCUUCGGAGCAGCACUGGGAUAAAAUGGCCGCGAACACGAAAGCCGAAAAGCUGAUUCCGAGGGACAAGACGCAGGUAGCCGCUCUUCUCCGCCUCCUGACUCCCGUAAUGAAGGCCCAAGUCAGCGUGGCUUCGGUCCAUGGCUUGCGGCAGUGUAUGGAGUGCCUCGGUGGAGUCGGAUACUGCGAAAAUAACGAAGACGGCGGCCUGAUGAACAUUGCAAAGAUCUACCGGGAUAACCUCGUGAAUCCCAUCUGGGAAGGCACCGUUAAUGUCAUGGCCGAGGAUGUUGUUCGAGUUCUGGUCGAUAAACGCUUAGGCAAUGGGAAUAUCCUGGAGAACUUUUUCGCGCCUUGGAUUCAGAAUACGCUGAAGAACUGCUCGAGCGAGUUCAGAAGCAAAGUUGCGCUUGUGGAAGAGAGAUACCAGGCGUUGCGCGCGCUCGUAGACGGUAGGCAGAGGGAAGACCUGCUGUACUGUGGACGAGAGAUCUUGGAGCAUAUUGAGGCUAUCGUAUGCGCCUGUUUACUAAUGUACGACGCGUCCGUUAGUCACGAUGCUACUGCGGCCGAAAUCGCAAAGAGAUGGGUACAGUCCAAGGCUCUGUCGCCGAGACCAAAGCCGAGCGGUCGACAAUGGAAGGAUGAGGUGUCUCUGGACCGGAAUAUCUUUUUGGGAAGUCAAAGUCGCCAGCGCCAGGUGUUGGAGAAGCUGUAGAGAAUGUGCGUGACGGAUGCGGACCUGAGUUCGGGCGAUUGAGUUCCGCCUAAUAUGCCAUUACCGCCAGAACGGGACAUAUACAGGGAUAUAUCGGUGCUAUACCU